Paralichthys olivaceus (Japanese flounder) is the source of this 2507-nucleotide messenger RNA. RefSeq names its product FAM20B glycosaminoglycan xylosylkinase (gene fam20b). Gene Ontology annotation, biological process: proteoglycan biosynthetic process. Gene Ontology annotation, molecular function: phosphotransferase activity, alcohol group as acceptor. NCBI's taxonomy places the organism in Eukaryota, Metazoa, Chordata, Actinopteri, Pleuronectiformes, Paralichthyidae. Gene Ontology annotation, cellular component: Golgi apparatus. The record is from RefSeq and is a predicted model, not a curated record.
AGGCGGAGUAACACUGCCACCUGCCGGCUGCUCGGAGCACUCACGGGCAGGAAGCGGACACGGCAGGCCGGAGAGGGGGAAGGAGAGGGCGGAGGAAGAGGGAGCUACCGAGGGACUGAGAAUAUGACAAACUACCGUGACUCCUAGCAGCGCCGUACAUUUUAUUCAACUUCCAUGGUGCAGGUUUUUUCAACGACACUUGCAGCUACUUUGUCAGCGGUGAACCACAGACGGACAGACGGUGGCUGCUGGUUUGUUGAGUUCAGCUCAAGGUGUCACAGCUCCUCUCGUACUUACAGGGAAUUGGGGUCAAGCGGGUGGGUCGGGCGACAGGGAGUUGCCAGGGCCAUGCAUCGAGGGUGAGGGGGACUCGCAUCGGGGGAAACACACAGUGUUGGGCUAGUAGGGGUUCUGGGCCAGUCGGUGCGGAGAUGAAGCUCAAACAGCGCAUGGUGGUGCUGUGUGCCGUGCUUCUCGUGCUGGGCCUGGCCAAGAUCUUCCUGCUGGAUGGAGGUGAAGGAUCUGCAGCCAGUCGACGGGACCUCAGAGCAUUCCGCAAGAUGGAAGCUGGCCUCUCUCUGUCCCGCGGAGCUCGUCUCACACACACCCUCCAGUCUCCGUGGGAGAUAGCAAGCCAGUGGGUGGGCCCGAGAGAGGUGAACCCAGAGGAGACCCCAGAGCUGGCUGCAGUGCUCACUGCCCUCAGCACUUCCAGGAUUGAACGGGCAGAUGUGGGCUAUAAGGGCACUCAGCUCAAAGCCCUGUUGGUGCUGGAUGGGGGACAGAAAGUGGUCUUCAAACCCAAAAGGUACAACAGAGACUAUGUAGUUGAGGGCGAGCCAUACGCAGGCUACGACAGACACAAUGCAGAGGUGGCAGCUUUUCACUUGGAUAGGAUCCUAGGGUUCAGAAGAGCACCUCUUGUGGUGGGGCGAUUCGUCAACCUGCGGACAGAGAUUAAACCUGUGGCUACGGACCAGCUGCUGAGCACCUUCCUCAUGCAGGGUAACAAUACAUGUUUCUAUGGAAAGUGUUACUACUGUCGGGAAACUGAACCAGCCUGUGCAGAGGGAGAAAUCAUGGAGGGUUCAUUAACCCUUUGGCUGCCAGACGUCUGGCCUCUGCAGAAACACAGACACCCCUGGGGACGCACCUACAGAGAGGGGAAACUUGCCAGGUGGGAGUACGAUGAGAGUUACUGCGAGGCUGUGAAGAAGAUGCCACCCUACGAUGCAGGGCCGAGGCUGCUGGACGUCAUAGACACGGCCAUAUUUGAUUAUCUCAUUGGAAACGCUGACCGGCACCACUAUGAGAGUUUCCAGGAUGACGGGGGCGCAAGCAUGCUCAUCCUGCUCGACAACGCAAAGAGCUUUGGGAAUGCAGCUCUGGAUGAACGAAGCAUCCUCGCACCACUCUACCAGUGCUGCAUGGUCCGGGUGUCCACGUGGAACAGGUUGAACCUCCUGAGAAGUGGAGCGCUGAGUUCAGCCAUGCGACAGGCUCUGGCAUUCGACCCCAUCCACCCUGUCCUGGCUGAAACACACCUUGCAGCCCUGGACAGGCGUCUGUCUGGAAUCAUAGCAACUGUCAAGCAGUGCAUGGAGUCGCAGGGCCCCGACAUCACCCUAAUAGAGGACAGAAUGAACCUCCCGCAUCCAUAGAAACAAGGGAGAGGAGAAAAUAGCAAAAGGAAAAGCAAGGACUUGACUUCCUGAGGCUGCAGAAGAGGAAGUGGACAUUAAAGUUGGUGACUGAGACAUCAGAGCAGCCCUGGUGUUAAAGAAAGAGAUGCUGAGUAAGUAAAUGAGUGGAACAAAGACUGGGCUUCUCUCAACCCUUGUCCAUUCAUUCACUCUGACAAGACUGGAGUGGUUCAAAAAGAAGAACCACCAGAUUCAAAGUGUUGGAACUGCGUCACUUUGAGCUAUAAAAACGUUCUCUCAGGACUGUUGUGCACCAGAGGACAUAACUGCUGUAUGGACACAUCUGUGCACUACUACUGGUUGUGAUGACACUCCUGCUGCAAUCGUCUCUCUUAGUUCAGGUUCAACGUCAUCUGAGAGGAAACGAUCUCAGAGAGACGGCGAUGGGAAGUUAAAAUUAGUCACCAACAUCAGGAUGGAAGACGCAGUUCAGUCAUGUUUCAGGCUGUUUGGAGGUUUACAGUCUGAGGAACUGAAAAUCAGUUGUAGAACUAGACCUUCUUUUUUUCCCCUUUGAACUGAAAUUUCACUUUGUCUGGAAAGAAAACAAAUUGAUCUCAGCCCCUAAGUGUGUACAUAUUUAACUACGUACUAGAGACAUAGAAUUAUGGGAAGAGAGAAUAUACCUUUGUCGAUAAUGAUAUUAAAUAAACUCAAGGGUGUGUGGGUGAGUGUGCGCGCGUGUGUGAGAGUGCCAUAUUGUGCCGUAAAAAUAAGAAAGCUACCGACCUGUCAGACAUGAAGUGGGGGGAUGCAGAUGUCAGGUGUGUGGGUUCAUCUUCAGAAUUAAACUAUGAUCUAUUU